UAUAGGAGCAAACUCCAGAAAUACCGGCGAAAAAUCAGCAGAUGCUAAGAGUUCAGGAGGAAUCAAGCCAGUCUGUUAAAUAUUGCCUCGAUAUCGAUAAUUGAUUACUAGAAGUAACUUAUAGUUAUGUGAAAAUGCAUAGGUCACGUGAUUACUUACAAGAAAUAUGGCGGAUACCGAAGCAGAUCCGACUCAAGGCUCAUUAGAGAGUGAGCCAGGAUCAAGUAAUAAGGAGAAACUAGCCGAUAGUACUACACAAGAUGCAAGCCCAUCAGUUUCAGAAAGUAAAACUGGAGACACAAAUGGUGUGGUCUCCUCAACUUCAUCUUUGGGUUCAUGUCAAAGUUCAUCAUCAAGUAUAGCCUCUCCACAGACUGUAUCAUCUUCGUUUAUUUCACCAUCUCGUCUUAGAUUUUGUAAGCCUUCUGUUACAGUUCUGGGUGUUUCCACAUCAUCUAACCCAGUUCUUGCUGCUAGUAAAAUGAUGCCAAACCCUUUUGCUCCUAAAGCCUCCCUAAAGAGUGAAACUGUAUCACUGGCAUCUAUAACAUCACAGUCUUGUGAAGGUAUUAUUGCACCAAGUCGAUUUGGUGCAUCCCGCCAAGCUGAUCCAGAUUCUACUGAUGGAAAACGUAGUGUUUUCUGGAACACAUCCCUUUUAGCUCCCUCUAAAUUUAAUGUUCAGUCUUCUCAGAAUGUUCACUCUUUGAUCAAACCUGCCACUUUACCAGACCCUACAAAUAAAAAUUCUGUUGAUAAAAGUCAACAAGAUGCUGACUCGUCGUCAUCGAAACGAGUUGGUGACACUGCAGCGCCAAAAGAAAAUGUCUCUUCCAACAGCGAUUUAAACCAGCAGAAAACUGCUGAUGGUGGAAUUACAACCACAACUGGUGAUAAUGACACUACAUCAUCAUCAUCUUCAUCAUCAUCAUCAUCAUCUAAGUUCUCCACACCAAUUUUUAGUAGAGUUGGCAAUAACAACAGUCCUGUGAACCUCCACACUGGCCAGACUAGUGUAAAUAAUAAUACCGAAGCUGCUGCUGCCACUACUACUACUUCUACUGGAGGAGAAUUUCUCUUUGGUACCAAUCUUCAUGAACGUGUGGUUGGUCUUAAUCAAAAUUCAGAAAAGAGUAAUAAUUGUUCUGGAUUUGUGUUUGGGGAAAAUCUUGCUGAUAGAGUUGUGGCUGCCGACAAACCAUCCUCUCCCCUUCCAGAUCACAAUGACUCGUCUGAAGAAAUCACAAAUAACGAGAAACCCUGCCAAUCUCUUGAAGAAUCAGCUCGAGAAUAUCAAAUGAAACAUGAUGUCAGAACAGAAUACAAAGAGAUUGAAGUAAAAACUGGUGAAGAAGAUGAGUCCAAUGUUUUACAGUCAAACUGCAAAUUAUUUGUAUUUGACAAACCUACCUUGGUGUGGAUAGAGCGAGGCCAGGGAGUUUUACGGUUGAAUGAUUUAGUGGGAAAUGACUCAGAAAAAUUUCAGUCCCGAUUAGUAAUGAGAUCACAAGGAAGUUUACGAGUGAUAUUGAACACUAAAAUCUGGACAGGAAUGACCGUGAAAAAAGCCAGUCAGAAGAGUGUACGACUAACUGCCACCGAUGGUGAUGGAGUUAAAGUAUUUCUCAUCGUAGCUAACCCUAAAGACAGUGACAACAUAAUGCGAGCCAUCGAAUGGAGGAUACAACAAUUGAAAACUGAAGAAGAGGAACUUGAAAAACGAAAUGCAUCCAAAAGAAAAUCAGAAUCUCAAGACAGAGUUUCCCCUAAGAAACUAAAGAAACUUCCAGAAUUGAGUGCAAGUGUUUCUUCUGUGGAAUCAAAAUCAAUCUCAAAAGAAGAAUCUGAUAGUAGUGUACUGGACCCUGAGACAGAAGCAUCCAACGAAAGUUAUACUUCAUCCCAGACAGUUAGAUCGGAAUCAGACUAAGAAAAAUAAUUGCAGCAAACUGAGUGGUUAACAAUCUUCUGGAUAAUCUGACUUUCGAAGUGGAAGAUAAUAAAAUCUUAUGGAAAUUACAUCUGCAGAUUCAAAAUAUAAAUUUGAUAGAGCCUGAACAAAAUAUGUAUGUGUAUGUGUUGAUGUGUGUGCGUACAUAUGUUUGCGUGUGUAUGUGAGUGAGUAUGCAUGCACAUAUUCUCAUACAUGCAUGUGGGUAUACUUUGUAUGUAUGGGUGUGAUGUAAUUAGCGUAUAAGUGAUCAAUUAUCUCCAGAAAAAUACCUUUAGGUUAAUCCAACAGGACAAGAAAGUGUUUGGAAUUUUGGUCAGUGCUUGCGGUGACAUAAAAGUAUGUUCCCUGAUGGCAUUUCCAGUGCAAGAAUUGGAUAUAUAUUCACCUAUACAGGCUGGCAGUUUGGCACCUGUUCUCUGUAGCAUUUCUUUCUUCAGGGUUUCUUUGUUGUUUUUGUUUUUUUUUUUUUAUUUUUUUUUUUUUUUGGACUCCAAGCAAAACUUGUUGAAAACAACACAAAUUACUAAGAAGAAUGUUGAGGAAAAUGAGAGAAAGAUGAUUGGGAAUGGGGGUUGGGGUUACUAAAAGAUACAUUUUUAUUAUGAACUGAAAGGAAUAUUGGAAAAGUGCAGGGGACAGUUUAUUUGAACUAUAAAAUAGGAGAGUACAGCAAAAACAAAGGACAUUUUCUGAUAAGACAAUAAAAAAAAAAUUGAAACAUU
Molecule: messenger RNA, 2676 nt
Organism: Octopus sinensis (East Asian common octopus)
Lineage: Eukaryota; Metazoa; Mollusca; Cephalopoda; Octopoda; Octopodidae
Product: ran-binding protein 3
Exons: 19
Coding region: 167-1930 (587 amino acids)
Biological process (GO): protein export from nucleus
Cellular component (GO): cytoplasm; nuclear pore
Molecular function (GO): GTPase activator activity
Source: RefSeq, a predicted model, not a curated record